This is a messenger RNA of Cannabis sativa, 967 nucleotides long. Its product is annotated as 18.5 kDa class I heat shock protein. Gene Ontology annotation, biological process: response to heat; response to salt stress; protein folding. NCBI's taxonomy places the organism in Eukaryota, Viridiplantae, Streptophyta, Magnoliopsida, Rosales, Cannabaceae. The coding region runs from base 279 to 752 and encodes 157 amino acids. The record is from RefSeq and is a predicted model, not a curated record. The transcript has a single exon.
UGGGCUCAAGUUUAAUUUGGUAGAUGCACAAAAACCCAAUAGAAGGUCUGAGAAGCGUCUGGAAGACUGGAAUGAUUGUCUCGCUCUCUCCCUUCUGUUACGACUUAAGACGAGAACUAACCAGAAUCUUCAACUGCUACUAAUAUAUAAACCCACUCAUCCCAAUUCAUAGACAAGAAAAAACAAUUCACUACUCUACUGCUACUUAUUCAUUACAUCUUCAAAUCACUCUCAACUUUCAUCUAAUCUUUAAUUCUUCUUUGUAGUUUAAGCAAAACAUGUCGCUCAUUCCUAGCUUUUUUGGUGGCCGACGAAGCAACGUUUUUGACCCUUUCUCUCUCGACGUUUGGGAUCCAUUCAAGGAUUUCCCCUUAUCUAACUCAUCUUUUCCAAAACUAUCUCAGGAAAACUCCGCUAUUGUCAAUGCCCGAGUCGACUGGAAGGAGACUCCGGAGGCGCACGUGUUCAGGGCCGAUGUUCCGGGGCUGAAGAAGGAAGAGGUGAAAGUGGAGGUCGAAGAUGAUCGAGUCCUCCACAUCAGCGGAGAGAGGAACGUUGAGAAGGAAGAUAAGAACGACACGUGGCACAGGGUGGAGCGGAGCAGCGGGAAGUUCAUGAGGAGGUUCAGGCUUCCGGAGAAUGUAAAAGUGGAUCAGAUCAAAGCUGCUAUGGAGAAUGGAGUUCUUACCGUUACAGUCCCCAAAGAGGAGGUCAAAAAACCUGAUGUCAAAUCCAUUGAAAUAUCUGGUUGAUUUUUUGGUCUCUUCACAAUUGUUAGUGUUCUCCUGGGUCUUUUUCUUGUAAUCACUCUGUUUUAGAUCCUGUGCUUUUGUUUUUGUUUUCAGUAGAUAUAGCAAUAGCAGGUGUGGUCACUUUGAGCUUUUUCUCAUAUUAUGUUUUGUAAUUUCCUCUUGUAAUAUUGGUAAAUGAAAUAAAUAAAAAUUUCAAGAUUAUAAUGUGGUGCUUA